ACCCUUCGCUCGGUGACGUCACUUGGGCCUGGGAGAGUACGGGGAGGAGUAGAGAAGCGUGCAGCGGACUUGACGAGAAAAGCAGCGUGGAGUGUGCACGGAAAGCCGGGGGAACUGUACCAACAUGCAACCAGCAUCUGCGAAGUGGUACGAUAGGAGGGAUUAUGUUUUUGUGGAGUUCUGUGUUGAGGACAGCAAAGAAGUAAAAUUAGACUUUGAGAAAAAUAAAUUUACUUUCAGCUGUCUGGGAGGAGCUGAUAAUGUUAAACAUUUAAAUGAGGUUGAACUUUAUCAGUCUAUUGAACCAAAUGAGUCCAAACAUAAAAGAACAGACAGAUCUGUCCUAUGUUGUUUACGAAAAGGAGAAUCUGGCCAGUCGUGGCCUAGGUUGACAAAGGAGAAAGCAAAGCUCAAUUGGCUUUGUGUGGAUUUUAACAAUUGGAAAGAUUGGGAAGAUGACUCCGAUGAAGAUCUGUCAAAUUUUGACCGCUUUUCAGAGAUGAUGAACACCAUGGGAGGAGAUGAAGAUGUAGACUUACCAGAAGUAGAUGGUGCAGAUGAUGAUUCACCAGACAGUGAUGAUGAAAAAAUGCCCGACCUCGAAUAAAGACAUCCUGUGCUUUUGGGAAAGGGGUGGGAGAAUGGGAGGAAAGAAUAUUUCAAAACACUCUGCAACAGUUGCCGAUCCCAAGUUGUAAAUACAGUUACUGAGUACUUCCAGUCAGCCUUGUUUGUCUAUCACCAAAUGGCGCUUAUCAGGGUUAGAGAUUAUGAUUGUACAGGACAUCCUUCAAUCUUUUCCUGCUACAGAGCUGCUAUGUAAAAUCAUCUUAACCACCGUGCAUGUGUUUGUAAGUGUUCUAGGACUUGAGCAUCUUUUUUGAAAUAUGUUUUUAACAUUGAAAUUGUUUUGCACAGCAAUUUGAAUAUUCUAUGACAUUACAAAAAAGAACAAACGCAACAUGCUUUUAGGUACCAAGGAACCUUCUUCUGAAACUUGUAACUUUUGGGAACAUGGUGAGUCCCAGUUCCCUUCCAUUUUGUCAUUUUGUUGGUUGAAAAAAAGCUGUGCUUUUGACUAGAUGUGAUGAAAGCUUUACCAGAAUUGACAAACUGGAAGAAAGUGAACUAGUAAAUCUAAAAACUAUUGUGCCAGAACAUUUAGCCACUCUAUUAAAAAACAAACCUUAUUGGCUAUUUGGAAGGAUAUUACCUUUUUGACGUGCUCAGUAAUGGCAUAGCGUACUUUAAUUUUCAUGAGAAAACGGAUUAUAUAAAAAAUUGCUCAUUCUGAUUAGAUUUAAUUGGUUUCAGAAAGCUAGUUGGUCAGUAUUGGGAGCUUUCCAUAUCCAGCAUUGUAACACGCCGCACUACAUCAAUUGAAUACAUAAUAUGCUGCUUUGACUGACAAUGGGCAUAAUACAGUAGAUGCCCUAAAUAUGUAUAAAGUCUUAUGGUUAAAUUGAAUUAUGUUCCUCCAAGGUUAGUGAUCAAUAAACCACCCAUAUAACCUGUGAGUCCUGUACAAUUGAACCAACCCUUUCCAUCUCUACAUUGGAAGAGUGUAGACAGCUGUACAUUGUUUCUCUCAUCAGUCUGUACAUUUAGACCAAAUUGUAUUUGCACUGUCACAGUAUAUAUUAAAAAGGAAAGAGUAACAAUGUUUAUUCACUAUUCUGUUUUUGUUUUAUUUCUUUUUGAUCAGCUGAAAAAGCCUACAUUGUAUUGAAGGGGAUUUUUUUUAAUUGUUUGCGUUAUUUCUAAUAAACUAUUAAUAGACAUA
This is a messenger RNA of Rana temporaria (common frog), 1783 nucleotides long. It is a transcript of the gene PTGES3, whose product is annotated as prostaglandin E synthase 3. Gene Ontology annotation, cellular component: nucleus; cytosol. The record is from RefSeq and is a predicted model, not a curated record. Lineage: Eukaryota; Metazoa; Chordata; Amphibia; Anura; Ranidae. Gene Ontology annotation, molecular function: prostaglandin-E synthase activity; Hsp90 protein binding; protein-folding chaperone binding. The transcript has 8 exons. Gene Ontology annotation, biological process: telomere maintenance via telomerase; protein folding; prostaglandin biosynthetic process. Bases 125 to 607 code for a protein of 160 amino acids.